AUGACUGACUGGGAAACGGCGGCUGUCACCGAGACGCCGGACAUCAAACUCUUCGGUAAAUGGAGCACCGAUGAUGUCCAAAUCAACGAUAUUUCCCUCCAGGAUUACAUCGCGGUUGAAGGAGGAAAUAUGCACAAGUACCUGCCCAGCGCAGGGCGUUACGCCGCCAAGCGCUUCCGGAAGGCGCAGUGCCCAUCGUCGAACGUCUCACCACACUCCAUGAUGAUGCACGGCCGCAACAACGGCAAAAAACUCAUGACCGUGCGCAUCGUCAAGCACGCCUUCGAGAUCAUCCACCUGCUCACCGGCGAGAACCCUCUGCAGGUUUUGGUCAAUGCCAUCAUCAACUCGGGACCGCGAGAGGACUCCACGCGCAUCGGCCGCGCCGGCACCGUGCGCCGCCAGGCCGUCGACGUCUCCCCUCUGCGCGCGCGUCAACCAGGCCAUUGGCUCCUCUGCACCGGCGCUCGCGAAGCCGCUUUCCGUAACAUCAAAACCAUCGCCGAAUGUUUGGCCGACGAACUCAUCAACGCCGCCAAGGGUUCUUCCAACUCUUAUGCCAUUAAGAAGAAGGACGAGUUGGAACGUGUGGCCAAAUCCAACCGUUAAGAACCCCAAUGGAAGCGCUCAAUAAAAA
Cuculus canorus (common cuckoo) is the source of this 637-nucleotide messenger RNA. RefSeq names its product ribosomal protein S5 (gene RPS5). Gene Ontology annotation, biological process: translation; ribosomal small subunit assembly. The record is from RefSeq and is a predicted model, not a curated record. Gene Ontology annotation, molecular function: rRNA binding; mRNA binding; structural constituent of ribosome. NCBI's taxonomy places the organism in Eukaryota, Metazoa, Chordata, Aves, Cuculiformes, Cuculidae. Gene Ontology annotation, cellular component: cytosolic small ribosomal subunit; ribosome.